Caenorhabditis bovis is the source of this 963-nucleotide messenger RNA. Lineage: Eukaryota; Metazoa; Nematoda; Chromadorea; Rhabditida; Rhabditidae. The record is from the annotation of a GenBank genome assembly.
AUGAUUCCCGUUUGUGAUCGAACCGUUCGCGGUUCUGUCAACAUGGUCGACAUUCAUCGAAAAGAGUCAUGGGUUUCAGUAAGUGGUAAAUGGACUCGAAUGUCGGUUAUCGUGGUCAUAUUUUUUAUCCCAGGUAACCCCGGAAAUGACGGACUUUAUGUCGAGUUUGGACGAAGAUUAGUUCGUAAUCUAGUAGCUAGAGAAGAGCGACUAGGUGACCGAAAACUGCAGUAUUUAUUCUACACGAUUUCAAAUUUGAAUCAUGUUCUUUUACCUCCGCUUCUCAGAGACGAUGCAGGGCAAAAGUUCGAUGAAAGAUUUUCACUGAGCGACCAAGUCCAACAUAAGCUGGACUUUGCAAGAGAAUAUCUCCCUCGAGGGCUCCGUGUGUAUAUGAUCGGCCACAGCAUCGGCUCGUACAUGCUAUUGAGUAUUUUGCCGUAUAUUAAAGACGACUUCAACCUCAAAAAAUCAGUUUGCUUGUUUCCACGGCUUGAAAGAGUCUCCGAAAGUCCCCACGGCAUUCGAUUAAAGAAAGUUAUAAGCACAUUGACAACGAAUGACUGGCUAGCGAAGUCAAUUUCAUUCUGGCUUGAUGUUCUUCCUGAAAGAACAAAAAGAUGGCUGAUACGGGUUAAUUUGACGCAUGACAGAACAUCACCAGAAAUUCUCAACGCUAUAAGUGAAAUAAUGCAUAUGCACAUUUUUCGGAAUAUCAUUCGAUUGUUCAAUGAUGAAUUGGAAAAUCUGGGACCUUUGGACGAGAAUUUACUGUUUCACAAAGAGAUGAUUUAUUUUUAUUAUGGCACAAAUGAUGGAUGGUGUCCUCUUGUUCUUGGCGAGAAUAUGAAGAAAAAAAUGUCGCGUGGACACGUUAUUAUUGACGAUUCUGGAAUUGAACAUGCGUUUGUAUUGCGAGACUCCGGUUUAAUGGCGGAGAAAAUGCUUCAGUUUAUCGUCUAA